AGAUGCCUUCUUGAGCCUGCUUGUGGCCACCCACAGACACUUGUAAGGAGGAGAGAAAUCAGCUUGGGAGAGGCACUCUGAAAUGAGGGAUUAGAGGCCAGGAUCCAAGGAGCAAGCACUGCAGCCUGAAGGCAAGGGAGCAGGCCCCGACGACGCCCCCACUGCCAAGAGGUCCGCAAUGGCUUCCCUUGGCCUCCAACUCGUAGGCUACGUCCUGGGCCUCCUGGGGUUGUUGGGCACCCUGGUGGCCAUGCUACUUCCCAGCUGGCGAACAAGCUCCUACGUCGGUACGAGCAUCGUGACAGCCGUCGGAUUCUCCAAGGGCCUCUGGAUGGAGUGUGCCACGCACAGCACAGGCAUCACACAGUGCGACAUCUACAGCACCCUCCUAGGCCUGCCUGCUGACAUCCAGGCUGCCCAGGCCAUGAUGGUGACAUCCAGUGCGCUUUCUUCUUUGGCCUGCAUAGUCUCCGUGGUGGGCAUGAGAUGCACAGUCUUCUGCCAGGACUCCCGAGCCAAGGACAGGUUGGCUGUGGUGGGCGGAGUCUUCUUCAUCCUCGGAGGCCUCCUGGGCUUCAUUCCUGUUGCCUGGAAUCUUCAUGGGAUCCUGCGGGACUUCUACUCCCCACUGGUACCAGACAGCAUGAAAUUUGAGAUCGGAGAGGCUCUUUACCUGGGCAUUAUUUCCUCCCUGUUCUCCCUGGUAGCUGGAAUCAUCCUCUGCUUUUCCUGCCCAUUCCAGGGAAAUCGCUCCAACUACUAUGAUUCCUACCAGGCCCAGCCCCUCGCAACUAGGAGCUCCCCAAGGGCCAGCCAACCGCCCAAAGUCAAGAGUGAGUUUAACUCCUACAGCCUGACAGGGUAUGUGUGAAGAACCAGGGGCCAGAGCUGGGGGCGGGUGGCUGGGUCUGUGAAAACCAGCGGACAGUGCCCCCCCCCCCCCCCCCGGGCCACAGGUGAGGGACACUGGCCCUGGGUCAUGUCAGAAGGUGCUGAGGAUAGACUGACUUUGGCCGCUGGAUCAAGCGAAGGCAGAAACGGGAACUGGUGUGACAGCUUGCAGCCUGGAUUGUCAAGAUGCUUGCAAGCCAGCCUUUCUGUUCCCUUCAACUUGCCCACGGCCCUGCCACCUCCCCCCUCCCCCACCCCGGCCAGAGUCCCCAACCCUCAACUCCAAACUCCACCCCUAGCCUAGGCCAUACCACAGAGUCUCCCCUCUGCCUUUCAGGUGACUUGCGAAUCCACCCCCAAACCCACUCAUUAAUUACAUCCCACUGACUAACCGUUUCUGUGAUCAAAGACCCUCCCUCUGGCUCAGGUUGGCUCUGAGCUCAUUGCUGCGGGGUGGCGGGGAGGAGGACUGGUGGUUUUUAUGGGCACGGCUCUCACCAACUUCCCAAACUUCUCUCCGAAGAAACUGUUUGGCCAGUAAUGGAGCCCAGCGCCUCCAUGCCAUUGUUGUUAUGACUCCACAGUGUUCAGACUGGUUUGUGCGUGGACUGAAAUAAAACCACCCUGUGGUACCGAGGGAGCAGAGAGCAACUGGGUACAGGAUGAGAGGGAGGGAAGGCAGUCGAGGAUCCAAAACACAUCUGACUCACUGCCCAGGGCAUUUCCCAGAAUUCCCUCCCACUGUGGGCUGGGGAUCUAGACCCCCUCCCACUAGGGGAAAUCACAAAGAAAGAAGAUAUGGUGGAAAGCUCAAGGCAGCAGCGGACGCUGAUUCCACUGGGGAACUGCCUCCAAGCUGCAGCCCCAGCUUUCACUGAAGCUCCUGCCUCCCUCUGACCUGGCCUCCUGCUAAGAAACAAGGCUACGCGUCUCCUGAGUCCUGCAUGGUGGUUUCCUUAGGAGGGGGAACAUGUCCUUUCUCGAGAUGGCUCUUGGCUGGGGGAUGACAGCGUGAGAGGCUUGGGGUUCCAAAGAAGAGACCGCUCCUUGAUGCUGCCCCAGAAAGAAGAAGAACUUUGGUCUCUCAGAAGCUGGGGGGAGGGCAUGUGAGGUGGCUCCAGUGGGAGUUUCUAUCAAGCCAGAGAGAGGCGGCUUCCCCAGGGAGUCUGCAAGCCUAAUA
Molecule: messenger RNA, 2071 nt
Organism: Lontra canadensis (Northern American river otter)
Lineage: Eukaryota; Metazoa; Chordata; Mammalia; Carnivora; Mustelidae
Gene: CLDN2
Product: claudin 2
Exons: 1
Coding region: 179-871 (230 amino acids)
Biological process (GO): calcium-independent cell-cell adhesion; bicellular tight junction assembly
Cellular component (GO): bicellular tight junction; plasma membrane
Molecular function (GO): structural molecule activity
Source: RefSeq, a predicted model, not a curated record